AUGGCCGACUCUACGAACGGCAAUUCCGCUGCCACCAUCUCUAUUACUGUUGAAUUCACCGGUGGCCUCGAAAUCCUUUUCUCCAAUGAGCGUGAACAUACCAUCACACUUCCUGCUCGCUUGAGUGACGGGAGUCAACCGACAAUUUCAUACUUACUUCAACAUCUGGUGGAACAUGUUAUGAAGGAUGAUCGGAAAGGGCUCUUCAUUAUGGAAGACAAUGUGCGGCCUGGAAUUCUCGUCUUGAUCAACGACGCCGACUGGGAGCUUGAAGGCGAGGAGAAUUACGAGCUUCAACAGGGUGAUAAUAUCGUCUUUGUCUCAACCUUGCAUGGAGGAUAG
Molecule: messenger RNA, 342 nt
Organism: Penicillium argentinense
Lineage: Eukaryota; Fungi; Ascomycota; Eurotiomycetes; Eurotiales; Aspergillaceae
Product: ubiquitin-related modifier 1
Exons: 3
Coding region: 1-342 (113 amino acids)
Biological process (GO): protein urmylation; tRNA thio-modification
Cellular component (GO): nucleus; cytoplasm
Molecular function (GO): protein tag activity
Source: RefSeq, a predicted model, not a curated record